CUUUUACCUUACAACAUAUUUCUCUGUUGGUUAAGUUACCCGAGAUUUCUUCUACGUGAAAGAAUCUUUUAAAGGAAUAGGAAUAAAAAAUGAAUUCAGAAGCAAGCGUAUUUAGUAAUAUGGAGUGGAGCCAAUUGGCGAAUCCAUUGAAUAAAAAAGAAAGCCAACCUUCUUUAUCGUCUACCAACAAUAUGUAUCCUCAGUUAUCUUCUUUUAUGAAUCCGACUGGCGCUAGUGGUGCAGGAUCUCCCGCGAAUUUGCAAGCAGAUCCGACGACUGCUACAGCUUCAGAUCCUCAUAAAAAACUCUCUUUAAAAUCAGGUAACUUUUGGGAUUCGUACGGUGUGGCUUCAUCUACUCCUCCUGUGCCUUCGUUUUCGUCAAAUACGGCCAACCCCGCAACGUCUGGUAAUACCUCUUCCCUGAAUACGAAUAAUUUGAGUGAAAAGGGUACUGUUUCUUCUAUACCUACGACAGCUUCCAAUACAUUCAAUAUCGACCCUAGCCCUCCCUAUCCGAAUGCGACUUCGAUUGGAGGAAAUCCCUUGGGGUCUGUGGAUUCAAAUUCAGGAUUCUUUCCUUCCAAAAGCUUUACAUCUCCUUUUCCAAGUGCACUUGCAACUGAAGGUAUGUCACCUAAGUUUUUGAAGGAUCGCUUCCCGUCUUCAAACACCGUGGCUGGAGCAGCUUCACCUAAAGUAAGUAGUCCUUUCACUGCUUAUAAGAGAACUUCUUUGAAUGCUAGCCCUUCCUCUACCUCUAUACCUCAGUCUCGUUCUAUCGGAUCUAGUAUUAAUAAUCCUUCCGGUUAUGGCUGGCUUCCUCAACAAUCCAGUUCGCUGCCGACAUCGUAUCCAGUAAAUCCUCCACACGAUGUUGAUCCUGCGUUAGCCCAAUUUACUGGUCAUGCUUAUGAUUCUCCAAACGUUUCUCGGUAUGAACAAUUUAGUGGUGCCCCUCAGCCUGAUGCCUUACCCGAAGGCAUAAAUUCGCCUAUGCAUCGUGGCUCCACCAGACUUUCAAACUCGCCUGCUUAUUCCGUUGGUGGGGGUAUUCCAGCGCGAGACACUGAUUCUCCUCUGAACAUUUUGGUAGAUAAAGCUAAAGCUAAGAUAUCCAUGAAUGAAAAUGGAGCUUCCAGCAGUUCUGUUCGUGAACAAUCCACCCCUGGUGAGGCAGCAUCCAGUUAUUUUCCGCCUGAGAAAUUUCCACAGCAUUUGGCGUCUUUAAUUCCACCUGCUGUUUUGCGCUGGCUUUAUAAGGACCCUCAAAAUAAUAUACAAGGUCCCUUUAGCGGUGUCGAUAUGCAUCAGUGGUAUCGUGCUGGUUAUUUUCCGCUGAGCCUUCCUGUCAAGCGUCUUGAAGAAGAGGAAUAUUAUUCUUUAGCUUUUUUCAUUCGUCAAGUCGGAAAUCAAUUCGAACCUUUCUUGAUACCGUUGUCUCCGGUUUCAGUGCAAAACAAUCAAAAUCCCUCUUGGAAUGCUCAAGGUACUGAUUUGCCUUCAAGCACAUAUAUUCCCAAUAAUGAUAGUGAAGCUUUAGAAGCCAGAGAUAUAAAACGUCCGGGAUCUCUGCAAUCUCAACGUGAAGAUGAUAAUGAUGCAAGCAGAAAAGCAUCUGUUCAAUCACAAUCACUGGAGAAAUCGUUAAUGGAAAAUAUCGUGAGCCAACCUGAUGAGAAUGUUUACAAGGAAGACAAGCAUACUAGUUUCUCUCCCUCUGAUAUUACGAACAAGGACGAAAAGGAUGCUACUGCGGUUAGUCAGAAUAAAGAAAAGGUAUAUGAACCAACACAACGGAAUGCUGUUGAUUCUAAUUUGUCCAAGAAUUUGAAGUCGUUAGAGCUUAAAGAAAAGCAAUCUAAGGAAGAAACGAAGCCUAAAGUUGAGCCUAUUGAAUCUACGGCUGGGAAUUCUGAUGAGCAUCAAUCUAUUCCAUCAGUUAAUAAACCUGCAUCUGCUGCUACUGAAACGGGAGCUACUGCACCUCGACCUUCCCCUUGGAAGUCACUGCCCACCAAACGUAUGCCAUCUCUUGAUGAAACCAUUCACAAGGAGAUGGAGAACGCAAUAAAUGGUGAUAUGCCAGACCACAAUGAGAAGACUAAUCAGAAGCCCGCAAACAAUCAACCCAGUCAACCCAGUAUACCCGCGGAGGCUGGAUCUCCUUGGGGUAAGGUCAAUGAUGUUGCUACAUCCAUUUCUCAAGAAAUUCAGCGUAUGGAAAAGCAAAACGAAAGCUUAAAGAGUAAGGCUGCAGUAGCUUCUCAAGUACAAUCCCAAAAUCAAGCUCAGGCUCAGGCUCAAGCUGCAGCUAAACCGGCACCUCAGACAUUGGCAUCUACAUCUGUAUGGGGCUCUGGAUCUACUAACACCCCUAACGCUUGGUCAAAGCAUGCUGCCUUGAAGUCACCAAUGUUGAAGAAAAAUAUUCAACAAGCGGAAGUUCAUACCAAGCAACAACCCCUAGCGAGUUCAGCAACGAAUGCGGCUACCGUUGCUAGUGCCGCGAGUACCCGAAAUGUCACUCCUGCUGCCAAAGUUAUUAAGCCUGCAACUUAUGCUCCCGCGGUAUCAGCACCUAAUGAGGAGAAUAAGAAACUGAGUGCAUUUUUGGAAACUACCCUAGAAACUGAGGAUAGCUGGUCAGUUGUAGGACCAGGUGGUAAAGUGGUCAAUCAACAACCCACUAGUACAAGCACAACCAAUCGUUCACCAACUUCCAAGCCUGCUGCGGUAGCUAAUCCCGUAAAUUCACAGCCUAGCCCAUCCAAGUUACAGCAGGUUAUUACUUCAUCUGGUCUCUCCCCUGAAUUUCUUUCGUGGUGUAAAAACUCAUUGAAAGGUUUAAAUGAAGGCGUCAACUAUGAAGAAUUUCUCAAUAUGUUGUUGUCGUUCCCUGUUGAGUCUAACAAUGAGGUUGCUGAGAUUAUUUCCGAUUCCAUUUAUGCCAACAGUACUACCAUGGACGGUCGUAGAUUUGCUGGCGAAUUUAUGCGACGUCGUAUGGCAGAUAUUUCUGGUAAAGAUGAAAGUUUAAAUGGAACUAUUACCAAAGGUCAGGAAAACGGUAGCUCUGGAGCUUGGAGCAGUGUUGCUCGUACUAAGCCAAAGCAAGGGGCUGAAUGGAACUCUGCUUUCAAGGUUGUCACUGGUAAGAAAAAUAAGAAGCGUACUUAAAUUUGGUGAUUGACGAAACUUUGGAUCGCCUACUGUAUUAUACGUAUAGAUAAUAUUAGUAAUUACUUUUAAUUGAGUAUUUUAAAAAAUGUGUUUCAUCGAUAAGUCUAUUGACAGAUUAAAUGAAUGUCUAAACAAUAAAUAGUCUAAAUAAAUGCCGG
Molecule: messenger RNA, 3340 nt
Organism: Schizosaccharomyces octosporus yFS286
Lineage: Eukaryota; Fungi; Ascomycota; Schizosaccharomycetes; Schizosaccharomycetales; Schizosaccharomycetaceae
Product: GYF domain-containing protein
Exons: 2
Coding region: 90-3179 (1029 amino acids)
Molecular function (GO): protein binding
Source: RefSeq, a predicted model, not a curated record